CUGUCAUGCUCGCUCGGCGCUCGCUACUCCAUCCACACUCUUCUUCCUCCAUUGCGUUGCGCACGUGUCCCAGCAUCCCUCCCUCCUCCCCGUCCCUAAAGCGGCCGGCCACUCUCUCUCUCUCUCUCUCCACCCUACCGUCCGUCCCGUCCCUCACCUCACCAAUCUCGCGCACGCUCCCCAAUGACCCAAUCUCCCCGACCCUGCCACUGCCAGCGCCAGCUCCUCCCUGCCAUCCCAGUCCCAGCCACGUAUCGCUUCACGGGCGGGGCAGCAGCAGAACCAGUGCUCCGCGGCUGAUGCGCGCAACCAAUGCCGGCGCUCGCGUCCGCCAACAUGGCCCGAGCCGCCGCCGCCGCCGCCGCGCUCCCCCUCCUCCUCCUCCUCCUCCUCCUCCUCCUCGCUGACCACGCCGCCGCGGUGCGCUUCGACUACGCCUCGCUGACCCUCGGAAGCCUGAGGCUGCUGGGCGACGCGCACCUCAAGAACGGCACCAUCCGCCUCUCCCGGGACCUCCCGGUCCCGACCUCGGGCGCCGGCCGCGCGCUCUACGCCACCGCGGUGCCGCUCCGCGGGGGCUUCUCCACGCAGUUCGCCUUCACCGUGGCCACGCUCAACCCGUCCUCCGUCGGCGGGGGGCUGGCCUUCGUGCUCGCCACCGACGGGGCCACGCUCGGCGACGCGGGCGCCUACAUCGGCGUGUCCGUCGCCACCGACGCCGCCGCCGUCGAGUUCGACACGCUCAUGGACGCCCAGUUCGCCGACCCCAACGGCAACCACGUCGCCCUGGAUCUCGGCUCCAUGGUCUCCGCCGCCGCAGCCGACCUCGGCGCCGCCGGCGUCGUCCUCGCCAGCGGGAGGACCGUCAACGCCUGGAUCGACUACCACCCCUCUGCUUCCCCCGGUUCUGGCGGUACCUUGGAGGUCUUCGUGUCCUACGCACCCAAGCGCCCGCCCAGGCCCGUCCUGUCCGCGCCGCUCGACCUCAGCGAGGACGUCAAGGACGCCGCGUUCGUCGGCUUCUCCGCCUCCACGCAGGGGAGCACGGAGGCGCACGCCAUCGAGUGGUGGAGCUUCUCCACCGCGUCGCCGGCCCCGUCCCCACGUUCGGCGCCGCCCGAGUCCCCUGCGCUCCCGCCUCCCGUUUCCAACCAGGUGCUCCCGGGAGUGACGACGACGACGGCGCCGCCGCCGCCGCCGCCGACAGGCAGUGUCGCUGCGCCGGCCGGCUCGAUCGCACCGUCGGGCGCCGCAGCGGGGAGGAAUGCCGGCCCGCGCCCGCCCGUGCACGCGGCCGUGGCCGGCGCCGCCACGGCGGGCGCCUUCGUGGCGGCCUCGUUCGCGGGCGUGGCGGUCUGGGUGCUGGCGCGCCGCGCCAAGGCCAGGAGGCGCCAGACCGCGCUGGCGGUGGGCACCAAGCGCGACAGCAACGUGGCGUCGGCGGCGGCGCUGGCGCGGUCCCCGCGGGAGUUCAGCUACAAGGAGCUGAGCGCCGCCACGCGGGGCUUCGACGCGUCCCGCGUCAUCGGCAACGGCGCGUUCGGCACCGUGUACAAGGGCAUCGUGCCGGACACGGGCGCCAUGGUGGCCGUGAAGCGCUGCAGCAGCACCGGCGCGCGCGGCGGAGGCAACGCGAGCGGCGAGCAGGCGCGGUCGGAGUUCCUGUCGGAGCUGUCCAUCAUCGCGGGGCUCCGGCACCGCAACCUGCUCCGGCUGCAGGGGUGGUGCUACGAGAAGGGGGAGAUCCUGCUGGUGUACGACUACAUGCGCAACGGCAGCCUGGACCGGGCGCUGUUCGACGCGUCGGCGCCCGUGCUGCCGUGGCGCCACCGGCGCGAGGCCCUGGCCGGCGUGGCGUCGGCGCUGGCGUACCUCCACCACGAGUGCGAGCGGCGCGUGGUCCACCGCGACGUCAAGUCCAGCAACGUGAUGCUGGACGAGGCCUACCGCGCGCGGCUGGGGGACUUCGGGCUGGCGCGGCAGGCGGAGCACGGCGAGUCCCCCGACGCGACGGCGGCGGCGGGCACCAUGGGGUACCUGGCGCCCGAGUACCUCCUGACGGGCCGCGCCACCGAGUGCACCGACGUGUUCAGCUUCGGCGUGCUGGCGCUGGAGGUGGCGUGCGGGCGGCGGCCGAUCGGCGCCGCCGGCACGGCCGAGGGCGGCAACCUGGUGGAGUGGGUGUGGAGCCUGCACGGGGAGGCCCGGCUGCUGGACGCGGUGGACCCGCGGCUGGGCGGGGAGUUCGAGGAGGGCGAGGCGAGGCGCGUGCUGCUGCUGGGGCUGGCGUGCUCCAGCCCGGAGCCGGCGCUGCGGCCCGGGAUGCGCGCCGUGGUGCAGGUGCUGGGCGGCGAGGCGGACCCGCCGUUCGUGCCGGCGGCCCGGCCGUCCAUGAGCCUCAGCAGCGCUAACAACCAGCAGCUGCUGCUCAGCCUGCAGGACAGCGUGUCGGACUACAACGCCAUGCUGGGGCUCGCCCUGUCGGACUCGUCCUCGGACUCGCUCAGCUCGUCGUCGCUCACCAGCACGCUGCGGAGGGGCGGCCACGACAUCGGGUUCAGCAGCACCGCCGGCGACGCCAGGUGACCUGGCUGAACCUUGCCGGCGUCCGGCGGAGGGUAGCUUAGAUAGAGUUUUACUUUCUGAAAUCAUGCAUCGAAGCAACUAAGCAAUGCACCAUCGACGGUGCCUCCAAAGAACAGCAUGUAUGUAUGCAUUGAGUAGUACAUAGAAUUAGUAGCAGCAGUCAAUGGACUCCUCAGUCCUCAUCAAAUCGAGCCUCCCAUUUGUUACAUUUUACGUACAUUUCUCUAGAUAAUAAUUCGGAUCUC
Zea mays is the source of this 2831-nucleotide messenger RNA. RefSeq lists its product as uncharacterized. NCBI's taxonomy places the organism in Eukaryota, Viridiplantae, Streptophyta, Magnoliopsida, Poales, Poaceae. The transcript has a single exon. Gene Ontology annotation, biological process: protein phosphorylation. Gene Ontology annotation, molecular function: protein kinase activity; ATP binding; carbohydrate binding. The record is from RefSeq and is marked validated. The coding region runs from base 313 to 2586 and encodes 757 amino acids.